Molecule: messenger RNA, 4161 nt
Organism: Colletotrichum spaethianum
Lineage: Eukaryota; Fungi; Ascomycota; Sordariomycetes; Glomerellales; Glomerellaceae
Product: mediator of RNA polymerase II transcription subunit 12
Exons: 5
Coding region: 1-4161 (1386 amino acids)
Biological process (GO): regulation of transcription by RNA polymerase II
Cellular component (GO): mediator complex
Molecular function (GO): transcription coregulator activity
Source: RefSeq, a predicted model, not a curated record
AUGGGCGUCCAGCCGCGACCGCCCCAGCAGCGAACUCUGAGCAGCUCGGGCUUGUCGGUCCAACGGCCAACUCAACAACGCACCCUGUCCGCCCAGUACCUGCCUCAGUCACCUGUUCGAAAGGAAAACCUCAUCGACCUGACGGGCGAUGCCAACGAUGCUGCCGUCGCCCAGAACAGGUAUGGCACCCUGCCGCGGAGGGGAGGCUCUCGCCUCAAGCUCGAGUUGUCCAACGACGCCAUGCUCGCCCAGUACCCUGUUACCGACUCCCCCAAAACCCUCACGCCCUCCCGCCUCAUGCCCAAGAACGAUUCCUCAAACCUCACCGACAUGAGCUCGCCCGCCUCUGUCAAGGGCCAGCCCGUCGACGCAGAAAAUCCGCCGAUGCCCAUGCCGAAACGCCGUCCGCGAUUCGUCGUCCCCGCCGUCGUCAAAGACUCCCCCGCGCCCACCAUCGCAGUCAAGAAGGAUGGCCGCCCGAAACCGUGGCACUUCGAAACCCCUGCAGCCGCUCCCCGAUAUGCGCCCUUUGGCAAGCCUCGGGGCGACGCAACGAACAAACCAGGCUUUGGUGGCUCGGGCAGCGGUGCGCGCGAUACGUCAGAACUCGGCUAUGCCGACUUCUUCCCGUGGAACGGAAACCACCCCGAAGAUCAAUACUCCGAAACCGUUAUCAAGACUGGCUACUAUGACAAACCCCCAGCCUCCUCUGCUACGGAGACCUCGUCCGCCAAAACCGCGCUGUUCCCUGCCUUGAAGCACAAGAGCGGCCUCAACUUGCUGUCCAACAUCUUCGUCGGCGUCUUGAAUCAGAGGAAGCUGAACGGCCAGAUCUCGUCGCCCUCGACGUUCAAACCACCACCGCGCGUCACCCUCACCGAUACCAAGCGAGAAAUGUGGCUGAGGGACUUGGCGAACCCGUCGAUAUCGUUGCGCCGACUGAGCCGAACUAUUCCCCACGGUAUUCGGGGCAAGGUGCUACUGGAUCACUGCCUCAACAAGAACGUUCCGACAGAAAGAGCUGUUUGGUUGGUAAAGUGCGUUGGAGCCAACGAAAUCCGAGCCUUCAAGAGGAAAGGAAACGGACCAGGCCCCUUUGUGCUCGGCGGCGAAGCGAAGUGGCUGCGAGAUUGGACCGUUUUCGUGGAGCAGUUUGUGGAGGGCGUAUCGACAGCUUUUGGCGACAACGACUGGAAAGCCAAGGUUCAAUAUGCCAUCCGGCUGGCCACGCACCUCUAUGCGGAACAGCUACUCGACCGCGAUCACUACAUGGACUGGCUUGUCUCCGGGCUUGAGAACUCCACUCAGUCGAAGCUGCCCAUGUGGAUACUGAUCACGCAGAUCUACUGGAAAGACUUGCUUCGUUUGAGGAAAUAUGGCCGACGAUUGGUGAAUGCGUUGCUCAGCCAUCUUCACACAAUACACAACGACCCUGAUCGCGACAUCCUCAUCCAGCUCUCGACAAGGUUAACUUCCUUGCUUACUCCCCUAUUGUCGGCGCAUCCUGACAACUUUGUGUCCCCUGCAACUUGGUUCAAGUACAGGGACGCUUUGCUUGCGUCUAUCCCGACCGACCACGAGUUUGCGCAGACCGCAUUCAAGUCGAUCAAUAUUAGAAACGAACAGCUUGUUGCUUCAGCUAGCAACUCGCAGCCGGCAAACCGCCAAAUACUAGUCAAGCACCUUGACACUACGUUCACAUCUUUGUACAGCCCCGAUCUGGCUGCGCAGUGCUGGGCCGUCAGCGAGGACAAGGGUAUGGUUGUGCGGACAUUGCUGGAAUGGUGCACCUCGCCGCACCGGCCAGGGGCUGCAAAGGUCUACAUCACGGCCAGCCUUCUCCGAGCUUGGGCAGCAGCCGGAGUCGACGUGACGACAGCUGUUCUCGAGUACCUUGGCCACAACCCGCCGACGGAGACGAACUCAAAACGCGUUUUCCACAGACUCAUAUCGGAGAUUGUCCGCACUGGGGAUUUUCAACUCCAGGGAUACAUCUUCUGGCUCAUUGCUAGAGGCGGUCUCCGGAAGCCGGCCGACACCGAAGCCGAAGGCUCUUGCGCGACGAGGUUGCUGGUGGAUCUUCCCCUCCACGCCCUGAACUCAACUUUCCAAGCAACCAGAGCGAGCCUUCUUCGACGUGCGAGUUACGACGUUAACGAUGAGGCGGAGGACAUCAACACGGCACUGAAGUGCAUCCAGCAUGCUCUGGGACUGCCUCUCCCGCCGGGAGACCCGAUGCUUCAACGGAAGCCUGUCCCUGUGGGUAAGCUUUGUAGGCUGAUUGCCAACAGUAACCGAGCUCUUCAGACCGAGGUUGGAGCUAGGCUUCUGCAGAUCUUCACGAACGAACUCGUUACGACGAAAAACGGACCGCAGGUCUCCCCGGCCAUUUUUAACUUUGCCCGGGCUGUUCUCGAAGCAGCGGCCGAUUUUUCCGUACUUGCCGAGAUCAUCAAGAUAGUAGCGCGAGCUUCGAACCCCGAGAUUCUAGCGUCUUGUGCCGAUACUAUGAACGUGCAUCUGCCGAUCUUCGCUGCGAUGGUAUCCGACAACAUGACGGCGCAGCUGCAGGAUGCGGAGGGCGAGCUACACGAAGAGAUCGAGAAGCUCCUGACGAGCGGGACCAGCGUGGAUCGGCCGACGAUGGAUCGUCUUUUCCAGACAGUUGUGGGCCGGUUGGAGACGUGCUGGUCGAACUCGCCUGACCGACAGCGUGCUUACAGUGCGCUCCUCGGAAGACUGCGGAUUUUCGACACCCAGCAUUUCGAUGUGCGCAUGACCGACUGGGUUCACCAUAUCAGCGCGCUGAAGGCUCGUCCCGCCCUGGUGGAUAUUUAUCCGCUGCUGAUCAGUAUGGGCUGCCUGACCCUGCCUAUUAUCCUUACAACAACAUCGAUCGACACUGGCCGGAUUGCGCUCAACUCAAUCGGGCCGAUCAACAGUACUACGACCUAUAUUCAGGAGGUUCUCCAUCUCACAACAAUGCCUCUUACGGCCAAGACCGCGUUGACCCCGGAAGAAACGUACCGGUUCUACAUCCAGCAACAAGUGGCGCCGCGCCAAAACCAUAAGGACAUGGUGGUUCUCGUCAGGAAUGCCCUGGUCGAGUACUCGAGGCUUCAGGGGGCCGCUGAUCCAGCGUUGCUGCCGCUGGCGAAUCCGGGCUUCAAGAAUUCUGUUCUGGAACUGCUGAAGCUUCUGGUGCUGCGGGACCCUCCUUCAGUCGUUCAGGCGUUGGGCACCAAGACGCCAGAGCCAGCAUCGACGAGUUUGUUUGCACAGAUUACCUCCAAAUUAUUGUUGCCCGACUCCAGCGACGAGUCGCCGCUCACAUUCGAAACUGUCCUGGAACUGGCCAACGAGUUCACUCUCCCUUUCUGCCAGCUCAAGUUGUCGAUCGGCCUCUCGGCGGACAGGAGCUUACUGUCGGUUGUCGAGGCCAUUCUACGGGGCCGCCCGGCGGUCCGAACCUCCCAACUCACUUCGGGCAUGGUGGAGAAGUUGGCGGAGCUCUGGGAGAUCCUAGCAGCUGGGGACGAUGAUAAGAGAGAGCUUCGGGCGUCGAUACUCCGGUACUGGCUUCCAGCGCUGCUAAGGUUUAUCACGCUCCAUACGACCGCAAACGAACCUGUGUCCGCAGCGACUCAGGCUCAGGCCGCCAACAACAUGAAGCCACCAACCAACGCUGCGGUAUUUGAGAUUCGGGCAAGGAUAUUGGUUGUCCUAUCAGGUCUCACCCUCGAGCUCGACAGUCUGGCGCUCCAGGACCCGCAGACCGGCCGACUCCUUAGUCAGCAGGUAUUCGAUCUGGCUCUGCUGCUGAUUGAUACCUUGCCGGAAGACGCGCGCCUGCAGUGCGUGCGUGUUCUGCUCACAGGUGGCACCAUGCAAAAUCCAGCGUCGUCGGAUGCCCGCCUUCAGUACCUGUUCAGCCACAUGCCUCCACAGACGGAGCAGUUCGUCCUCGCCCACCGACAGCAGCCGGCGACACAACAAAAUGGGCCGCCGAGACCUAAGAUACCGAUUUCGAUGCAAGGCACAGACAAACUUACACCAUUCAUCUACCGCAAAUGGGAGAUGCUUAGCGAGCCAACUCCCAAUGUGGGAGAGAACGAUACGGCUCUUAGCCUCACACUGUUUGAGGCUAUCAAGAUUCAGUAA